AGAAAACUUACUUCAACGAUCAAUUUUGAUAUCGACGGAAUAAUGCUUUGUAGUUUCAUUUUUUGUCACCAGUACCUGGCCUGGACCGACUCAUGCUCCAUCUUUCUAGAACUUUUCCAACACAGUAAACGUUUGGCAGCCACAUGUGUAGAAGAAUCUACGAAGAUGUCGAAAAAUUCGGAUGACAACAUUGUCGCUAUAAAGUCGAUGGCUCUGGCUAUACCACCAGAUUCUCCGAAGAAGCCCGUGAAAUCAACUGCAGUGGUGAAAUACUCUGCAGUCCAAACACCAGCAACGUACGCUCAAUUGCAAUGUAACACAGACUUGAACCUUCCGCCCAGUAACUGGCUCAGCAGCUCGGCCGAAAGUUACGGUCUGCAAAAUGUUUGGUCCCAAAGUACAGGGUUUUCUAGCUUUCGCAUGGCGCACAUGUUUCCUGAUUGCGUCGGCGAAGUGGAUGUAGUGUCGGACGCUGAGAAUAUAAAGAAAUUACUUAAAUUGCCUUACAAUCACAAUGCAAUUUCGAUGAUGGUGCAUCGGAUCGAAAACACAUUGUUGUUAGAUGACUUUGACAUUCACAAGUACCUACUGAGACAGGCUGAAAGUGACUGGGAAUGGCUGAAAAAGUUUUUCUACGAGCAUAUUUUCCAAAGUCUCGGCGACAAGGAAAAACGUCUCUUUCAUAAGGCAUACAGCAGAAACAGUUUGCAGCAAAGGAACUUAGUAUCAAAGUUUCUAUAUCAUUCUAUAGUGCUAGCGGAUAAAAAUAAGCAGAGUGAAAAACCUCAGUUACCUGUGAAGACCGUAGAGCCGUGUCUACCUGAGCCGACGCAAGAGGAGAAAGUGCCUGAUCCGAAUUACAAUCAUAAUUUUGCGAGGAACAUUGUAUGGACAUUUGAGAAUAUACAGAUGCUUGUUGGAACGGAUAUGCCGAUAUUUGGUGGUCAGACACAUCCCUGCAUAAGUCUACGACUAAGAGAUAUGACAAAGCCUAUCAAUGUUUUAACAGGGAUAGAUUAUUGGCUAGACAAUUUAAUGUGCAACGUUCCAGAAGUCGUGAUGUGUUAUCAUUUAAAUGGUAUUGUACAAAAAUAUGAACUAAUAAAAACAGAAGAUCUUCCAAAUUUAGAUAAUUCAAAGUUCAGUCCUAAAGUGAUUCGAGACGUUGCUCAAAACAUCUUGAGCUUUCUAAAAAACAAUGCAACGAAAGCUGGUCACACCUAUUGGUUAUUCAAGGGUAAGGAUGAUGAUGUUGUGAAGCUGUAUGAUUUGACAUCUUUGUGCAACGAUGUUUCAGAAGAGAAGGGACAAAAUCCCUUCACUGUACCUGUUGCAAUGUUGUUAUACAGAGUAGCUCGCAACAUGAAAUAUUCUCCCGAUUGCCAUCGUCAACAGGGUACAAUCAGGAUGUUACUGAAAAAUUGUGUAGAGUUGUUGCCUAAAGAGAAAUAUCCGCAGAUAGUUACAUCCGCGCAUUUUAUGCUUUCGGAUUUAUAUGUACCAUCGGAUACGGAUCCAGCGAGUCCAGGGUUAUCGGAUCAAAGCGACGAAGAAGACGUUCAUAGCGAGUGUGGCACGGGUCAGGAAAACGAAAAGGAGGAGGAAGAGGAAGAAGCUUGCGCUAUCAAGUCUUUGACUUUAGCCAACAUGAAAGAGCAAGUGGAACGUGAGCAGUUAAAGUACAAGGCACCUCCAAUGUCUGGUACUAUAGAAGAGAGAUGUCUCUCUGGAUUAGAACACGUGACGCACGGACUCGAAUGUCUUCAGUAUUUCCCGACCAAUGACAACGACGAGGAGCAGAGGAAAGCGGAGGAGGAAAAAGAAAAACGUAAAUACGAGGAGAUGCAUCCGAAUGUAGCGAAACCUUUCCAAGCGAUUCCCAUGCCUUACGCCCCAUUGAAUCAACAAGAUAAAGAUGCCACGUCCGAAAAAAGUUCAGAGAAUCAUAGUCCCGCGCAUAAAAAGAAAAACAAACAGAGGAAGAAGAAGAGUGAGAAAAAUAUUAGUUCUUCGAAGAAAGAAGUAGCGAAUGUAAACACUUUGUGUAAAACGGAGACAUUGCCAACGUGGCAAGCGCCGAAGAAAAGCGACAAUAGAAGCUGGUGCGCUCAUUUGAAAACAUUAUUAUAUGAAAAAGCGUCCUUGAUAUUCGCCGUGCUCGCCGAGAAAGAAUAUGUAAAUAAAAAUUACGGUGCCUCCUUGAGAUAUAUGCUAGAAGUUUUGUAUUGCCAAAAGAUAUUGGAAAUAUUCUGUAAUCAAAGAAACGACAAGUCGCUCAGUUAUUUAUUAGGUCGCGCGGGGGAUUGUUGCUUUAUGAUGGUACAAGACUGGUGUAACGUGGAGAAGCAUCGAAAAGAUUACGAUACGAAGAACGAAGUGGAGGAAAAAGUAGUUGAAGAACUGUUCAGCGUGGAAGAUUUGGAUAUGAAUGGUGCUGAAUUAUUGCCGAAGAGAUUAGAAAGUCUAGAAUCUACUUUAGUUUCAUCGUAUAAAUGUUACGAAAAAGCUCUGUCGUUGGAACUGAUGGAUAUGGAUAAAAAUAACUUGUUGAGACGGCUAGGGAAUAUUCAUAAUGAGCUGGGUGUCCUUUACAUGAAUCAAGCGGGAUCUCGAUAUCAGCAAGAGAGUCAAACCAACGAAUUGUCCAAUUUACCGGAUGUGACCAUGCUUCUGACGCAUUCGUUGACUCACUUGGAAUCUGGUGUUAAAGCCUUCGAAGCUGUCCAUGACGAGGCGAAUCUGGCGCUUUUGCACUCCAAUACCGGCCGACUUAUGCGACUCUGCGCGCAUAUGCAUGGCAAACAAAACACGAAGGAGCGUCAUUUUUAUAACAAGGCACUCGUGAGCUAUCAGAAAGCUCUGCAAGUCUUGGGCGAUAGACAAACGAAUCCAGCGAUAUGGGAUACGAUCAUGUGGGAUUUCUCAACAACGUUGUACACAAAAGCCACGCUGUUACAGGAUUAUCCUACGGCUGAAUAUCAUAAUGAAGAGGAAUUGGAGAGAGAAGUGGUUGAAACUCUCCAGAAAGCACUCAAGCAUUGUGAUAUAGACACACCGGGCUCACGUCAGCCAGUUUAUCAAUUCCGCGCCGCGACCAUUCAACAUCGAUUGGCUUCGUUAUACCAUCGCGUGUACAGAGAAAUGGAAUCGGAUGCGGAUAGCAGCAAGAAAAAGACGAAUUUGCAGUUGUGCAAAUUGUAUUACGAUAAAGCGGCGAAGCUGUUGCUCUCGUUAGAACAGAGCACGGAAUAUUUGACGGUUCAAAUGGAAAGAGUCGCCCUAGCGGAAUAUCAAGCGCGUAAUGGUACUACCUUCAACAGUAAGCUAAAAGCAUACCAAAACGGUCUGGAACUAAUUUUACAGUGUAUACCUAUUAUGGAAAUGCUGUGCGAACGAAAUAAUACGACGAGACAAAAGGUAGUCGACAAAACAGAAGAUGAUAACAUUGAACGUGAAAAAGAGACUGAAGAACAAAAGUUAAUGGAUGAUGAAGAAAACCUCGUAGUUCUGUUGGAACAAAGAUUACAGUUCCUUCUACGAUCGUUAACCAAGCUGUUUCUGAGCAAAAGUCCCGUGCACAAUAAAAAAGAACAUGAGACACUUGCAAAUCUGUACAAACAGUGCUACGUCCGAACAUUACGACCAGACACAAUGUCCGGAUUUACUUUAGUAAAACACAUGACACAACUUUUACAAGAACUCAAUAAUAUGUUGAAACAAACGGUAACUUAGUUAAAGUGUAAAUAAAUACCGUGUACAGUUAGUGACUUCAAAAAAUGUAAAUAUGAUAUAAGGCAGUCCCUAGACGCUGAAUAUUGCUGCACGAUAUUAUUGAUCGUCUCGAAAGUAACUGAGUUGUUUUGAAUUGUCUAGAACCAGAGUUUCCCAGAUUUAUGAGAAUCGCGACCUAUUUUUUAAAACGACAAACAUCUACGACCCAUCUAGCUUUAAUGGAUAUGAAAAAUGAUUAUGUAUAAAUUUAGUUUAUACAACUUUUAUUUUUUUAUUCAAUAUAAUUUUAUAAAUUUAGUUCUCUAAUACAGAACGAGAUAUGAUGAUGAAAAAAAUGCGCUUUUUACUCAUUUCUGAUGGUAGUUUGAUGAUUCGAUUGAAAUCAUUGCGAUGCGCAAGAAAUCUGAUAAUUACAGUUUAUUUCAAAGUUUAGUUGAUUCCUACCAUCGUCGAAAAAUUUUUUGCGAUCUAUAUUUUGGGAAUCCCUAAUCUAGAAAUAUAUUAUAAUAUUGUUGAUCGUUUAGGGACCACUCAAGAGUUGUUUUUCAAAAAGAUCAGCAGAUCUGUUUUUUAAUCUGUUAAAAAUACACAAUGUUUGUAUAUGGAGAGAAUAAAGAACAACGUUUGUGAUAUCAGAUAGUGACAAAACCGUUGAAAACGAUCCUUUAUCUCAUCGAAUACUGAAAACCAGUUUUAUUUUAAUAUGUAAAUCUAGUGUGAAAUCAAAGCAUACAUGAGGAUAGGAUCGAACACAAAACUCGUCAAUUACAAGCGACUAUUCUCGUACGCAGUCACGCGUCACCCGAAACCUUCAAUAAAUUAAUAUUAGAUUUUUCC
This is a messenger RNA of Solenopsis invicta (red fire ant), 4569 nucleotides long. Its product is annotated as erythroid differentiation-related factor 1. Gene Ontology annotation, biological process: positive regulation of DNA-templated transcription. The record is from RefSeq and is a predicted model, not a curated record. Bases 43 to 3732 code for a protein of 1229 amino acids. The transcript is spliced from 9 exons. NCBI's taxonomy places the organism in Eukaryota, Metazoa, Arthropoda, Insecta, Hymenoptera, Formicidae.